Molecule: messenger RNA, 1350 nt
Organism: Neohortaea acidophila
Lineage: Eukaryota; Fungi; Ascomycota; Dothideomycetes; Mycosphaerellales; Teratosphaeriaceae
Product: CRAL-TRIO domain-containing protein
Exons: 2
Coding region: 1-1350 (449 amino acids)
Source: RefSeq, a predicted model, not a curated record
AUGGCUCCGGACAUGCCGCCCGGCCGGCCGGGCACGCUCACAGCAGAGCAAGAAACAAAGCUGAAAGAGAUGUGGAUCGCGACGCUGGAGAUCUUCGGCGUCAUCCACGAAACCCACGACAACGGCACGCCGAACCCUGCCGACUCGUCGACACCAGAUAAGAAAAAGAAGAAGAGCCGGCUUUCCAUGUUUAGGAAGAAGGACAAGGACGGCGACAGCGACUCGGCGAGUGCUGGCGACAGCGCGGACAACGAUAAGCAUGGUCAGACGAAGGAGUUCCAGCAAGCCCUGGCGACCGAUUCUCCCGAAACCCUGCGCGAGGCUUUCUGGUCUAUGAGCAAGCACGAUCACCCCGAUGCCCUCUUGCUCCGUUUCCUCCGAGCGCGUAAGUGGGACGUACACGCUGCGAUUGUGAUGAUGAUUUCUACCUUGCAUUGGCGCUUGUCUGAGAUGAAGGUGGACGAGGACAUCAUGAAGAAUGGAGAAGAAGGCGCUCUGAAAAACUCCAAGGAUUCCAGUUCGGGUAGCAAAAAGGACGGCGAGGACUUCCUCUCGCAAUUGCGCAUGGGCAAGAGCUUCUUGCACGGCACGGACAAAGAAGGGCGACCGUGCUGUUAUUGUCGUGUGCGCUUACAUCGACCUGGCCAGCAGACGGAGAAGAGUCUGGAAAGAUUCACCGUCUACACGAUAGAGACUACGCGCAUGAUGUUGCGGCCGCCAGUCGACACUGCAACAAUCGUCUUCGACAUGACCGACUUCAGCAUGGCAAACAUGGACUACACGCCCGUGAAAUUCAUGAUCAAAUGUUUCGAAGCAAACUACCCGGAGAGCCUCGGCUCGGUGCUCGUCUACAAAGCGCCCUGGAUCUUCCACGGCAUCUGGAAAAUCAUCAAGGGCUGGCUGGACCCCGUCGUCGCCUCGAAGAUCCACUUCGCCGACAGCGUCAAGGAUUUGGAGGAGUGGAUUCCGCGCAGCCAGAUUAUGAAGGAGCUGGGCGGGGAGGAGAGUUAUACGUAUGAGUUCCCGGAGCCGGUGGAGGGGGAGAAUGCGAUUAUGGGCGAGACGGCGGCAAGGGAUAAGAUUCAGGCGGAGCGGACGGAGUUGGUCAAGUCGUAUGAAGCCGAGACGUUAUCGUGGGCGCACUCGGAGGAUGCAGGGGAGGGCAGAGGACGAUUGGCAGAACGGCUGGCGGAGAACUACUGGCGGUUAGACCCUUACAUCCGCGCAAAGUCGUUGUAUGAUAGAAGUGGGGUUUUGGGGCCGAAGGGCAAGUUGGACUUCUACCCGAGCAAAUCUGCUGCUGCUGGGGCUGCGAAUGGAGGGCAGGCGGCGGAGGAUGAUGUGGAUUGA